CCUUUGUCUCAAAGCAGCUUUACAGAAGCAUGAAAACAGAAGAGAGAGAAAAAGAAAUACAUAUAUAAGAAGAAGAAGAAGAAGAAGAAGAAGAUAUGGAUAAAAAUAAAUAAAUGAAUAUAUACAGUUAAAGUUUAAAAAGUUUUAAAAAGAUUAACUUAAAAUAUAAAAUACUAUAUAUCCAUCCCUACCACUAAUGAGCAAGCCGGAGGCGACAGUAAUGAGGAAAAACUCCCUGAGAUGAUAUGAGGAAGAAACCUUGAGAGGAACCAGACUCAGAAGUGAACCUCAUCCUCAUUUGGGUGACACUCUACAGUAAAUAGUGUAAAUGUAAAUAAUGUCCUUUCUACAACAGUUUAUAAUAGUACAGCCGAGAGCUCCUGAGGAACUAAUGGGUCAUCAUAAACUCUGAGUUCAGCACAGACCUGAUUGCUGAUAAACACCAGAACAUACAGCUGACUGACACAACAUUGUUUUAAAGAAGACAUGACGUCUCUGGGUGGCUUCAUACACAACAAUCCCAUGAGACACUGGCUGACCAUGUGGAUCAAUCCUUGUAAAGGUGACCACCGGGAGACAAGAGUCCAACCAGGGGUAGAACAUCAGGAUUGAUGAAAUCGCUCCAUAAGAAGACGAUCAGACUUUGAUCAUCUGCUUCUGCACAUUGAGCUCCAUGCCUCAAUGUCACCAUGUCAGCUUGUCAUCAUGUCACCAUGUCAUCAGUGCCUCAGUUCCUGUUUCAGUGCAACCGAAUUACAGAAGAGGAAAUGCACAGGAAUUAAAAACCUUUUAUUAUCAUUAUAGCAGGUUUAUUCCACAUGUGCACAAGUGGUCAUUAAGAAGUGUGUGUGUGUGAUACAGAGAGAGAGAGAAGAGAUGGCAGAGCAGCAGACUUUCAUGCUCAUGGGCUUGGUGGAGGUUGAUGUGUCCUUCCUCAAAUCCAGACGAGGUUUACUGAAACUCUCAGAACUGGUGGUGAUGUUUGCGGCGUCUGUGUGUUUCAUGGUGGCUUGGCGGCCGCCCUACAUCUCAGCCACUUGUAUGGAGUUUUUCAUCACACUCGCUCUGUUCAUCCUCUACCUGCUGAAGCUCCACAAAUCACUCAGCUUCUUCUUCUGGCCUCUGAUAGACAUCUUUAACUCUGUCUUUGCGGCGCUCUUCCUUUGUGUUAUCAGCCUGAUGGCCGUGUCCACAUUCACUAACAAGGGCACCUUAGUGGGAGGAAUCAUGGGUUUGGUCGCAGUUGUGUUGUGGUGUGUUGAUGGUUAUUACAUCUUCACGAAAAUCACCUUCAACAGGAGGACGGGUUCAGCACCUCAAUAACACUGUGCAUUAACACUGUUACACAAAUGUUACAUGUCUGUUCAAUACACAAAUUGUACACAUGCACACGUGUAGAAAGUAAACACACUCAAUUCAGAUUAUGUGUGUGUUAUAGACUGUUAAAAAAUUACUUGG
This is a messenger RNA of Tachysurus vachellii, 1458 nucleotides long. Its product is annotated as chemokine-like factor. Gene Ontology annotation, cellular component: membrane. The transcript is spliced from 4 exons. The record is from RefSeq and is a predicted model, not a curated record. Bases 877 to 1323 code for a protein of 148 amino acids. NCBI's taxonomy places the organism in Eukaryota, Metazoa, Chordata, Actinopteri, Siluriformes, Bagridae.